AUUGCCUAUGACAAUGUUGUAGCUCCUCUCACUACUCUAAAUUUUUCAUUCGGCUAACAACAUAUUUUGGAUAUAUUUUUGUUGUAAAAUUAAAAUUUUUUGUCGGGACUCUCGAUCGUUAAGUCCGAAUUUGAAUUCCAUUAAACAUUACCCCUAAAGAUGUGCGAUGAGCCGCCGAGGUGCCCUCCAACGCCGCGAUGCUGCCCGCCGCCCCCGCCCCCUUGCAAGCCGCCGCCGACUUUGUGGCAGAAGCUUAACUGCGUUCCCUGUAACCGGUUCUUCUUCUUCCUUGUUGGAGCCGGGAUCGGACUCUAUUGGGACAAGCUGAAGAAGGACGCGGAGAAGGCCCGCGAAGAGGCUAACAAGUCGCCCAAGGAGAAGGAGAAGGACCGCAAGGAAAAGGAGAAGAAGCAGAAGGAGAAGGAGAAAGCAGAGAAGGACAAGGCCGACAAGGAGAAAAAAGAGAAAGAGAAGAAGGAAAAGGAGAAAAAGGAUAAAGAAAAGAAGGAGGCAGCCGGCAAGAAGGACGGAAAGGACGAAAAGAAAAAAUAAGGUCGUCCUCCCCCCCAAAAGCAACUAAGAUCGAGAUGAUGAGCUCCAAUUCGCCGUAAAAAAAUGCCAUGAUAAUGUAACAAUUAUUGUCCCUCCGACAUGCAAAAUUAUCAGUUAAAUUUAUCAAAAAUCA
Drosophila ananassae is the source of this 685-nucleotide messenger RNA. RefSeq names its product protein PXR1. The coding region runs from base 160 to 552 and encodes 130 amino acids. The record is from RefSeq and is a predicted model, not a curated record. The transcript has a single exon. NCBI's taxonomy places the organism in Eukaryota, Metazoa, Arthropoda, Insecta, Diptera, Drosophilidae.